Messenger RNA from Penicillium macrosclerotiorum, 2082 nucleotides. RefSeq lists its product as uncharacterized. The transcript has a single exon. The record is from RefSeq and is a predicted model, not a curated record. NCBI's taxonomy places the organism in Eukaryota, Fungi, Ascomycota, Eurotiomycetes, Eurotiales, Aspergillaceae. The coding region runs from base 1 to 2082 and encodes 693 amino acids.
AUGCCCUACCCGCGACCCGUCUCGCCGCUCAGCCUCGAGACACGCGAGCCUCCAGCAAACAGCAAUGACGGCCUCGAUCUAUUAGGAUCUGACGACGAACUUGAUGAUACAGCUCGCGCUGCAAAACGCCAAAGAAUCGAGAAGCUGGCCGAGUCGUAUCUCCAGGGACGCCCGCUGUUCAUUCUUUCUGCUUCUCUCCACGGGCCAUUUGAUAAAGACUGGAAGAACCCAUGGAAGAAAAAUCGGAAGGUCCAAAAAACGGACGCUCCUGGGAAGAAACGGACCAACGUGACAUCCCGGAACUCUGGCCCCGUAAUACAAGAGACAGACCCGCAGCGGCCGAAGUAUCGCGAAGAUCUGCCAAACACAUCUCGGUCUCGGUCUGGAGCCACACCAUCGUCUCCUACGACGCGAGCACUUGAAGUCACAUCCUCUGUCACCCCUCGGUCAGCGCAUAAGAGACCACUGCAUAUAGCGACCCGCGGCGAAGGAAAUCCAAUUUCCGCUCGCUCGUUGAAAAGGCCUAAAGAACCAAGCUCAUUGAAAUCGACUGGCCCGUCGUUCGCAAGGGCUGGGCCAGCAGACUGGCUGAAGAAGGAUCGGAAGCGCAUGGAUUUCCAGCGUUUCGAACCACCCAGUUCUCCGACCCUGAAAGUCGCAAAUCGUCAAGCAGAACACAAAGCUCGUUGCAACGUAUCGCCUGCUAUCGAAGUUCGGUUGCCAAUAUCACCGACACCUCUGCGGACUCUGAAACCUGCUCCUAAUCCUAUUCGUCAAGAUGCUGACUCUGCAACUGACAAAUCACCGCUGACGACUCGAUCAGCAGUGCAGCAAAGCGAGCAGGAAGGUGAGAAUCCCGGCGAGCCGCAAGUGGGGGAUCAACCUUCUUCGGAGAAGUUCUCGCCAAAGCCAGAUAUGUAUGCGCCACCAUCUUUCCGCGUAGUUUCUUCGACAUCUCAGUUGCCUCGUUUUGAGUAUCGACACCGGCACCUUGAGAAUUCCAGUCUUCGGGCAGAGUCGAACUCUCCUUCUCGGGCUAUGCCCGCGAACGCGGUAUCCCCUAAUGAGGCCACCGCUCAGAAAAACCACAAUGCAGCCGCCGCUGUAUCAGCACCAUCCAUGCAGGACAAAGAUGGAGAUACAGUUGUUCCUGAUGUCCUAGAAGACCCAAGGGCGCAACCGUCGGAAAAAAAGGGAACCGUGAACGACGGGCCUAGUCGUCCAUCGGAAGAUCUCAGAUUUGCGGGCGUAACUGGCGAACUGAAUGCUGCAGAUACAGAACCGCAGCCAUCGACGGAACAAAAUACCUACGAAAGCUUGCCAUCUGCGCAAAAGGUCAUGAAACCUCUAGGCAUUUCUGACCGGAUACAAUCUCUACAUUCAACCACCAUGCCGAAGGCUAUUGCCGAUAACACCGCAGAAGGCAACUCGGACACCCAGCUUUCGACGCAAGCUGCCUUGCUCCACGCGCAACGUUCAUUCCAGGAAGAUUUGGAUAGCCCAGAGCCUGAUAUCGGAAGGAUGGAUCUGGAGGACUCGGUCUUGGGUCCCGGGGAGGAAUCACUUUUGGCUCGUGAAACCCCGUGUAACAAUCUUAUUCGUCACGAGCCGGUUGCGUCUCAGGGCCUAAAUUUGUUCGACAAGGACCGGAUCCAGGGCAUGAGUACACAGUGCCUGGUCGAUGCCGUGACCCCAUUCACUUUCAGUACAGGCAAAAAACCCAAGGCUUUCCGUGACCUCUCCUCGGAGUUACAAGAACACAAGAAAGGAAAGGCGGUCAUAGAGAAAGGCCUAUCUUCUCCCUCCCCCUGCAUUCCCUCGCCAUGUUCAGAUCAUGGUUACCACACAGCAGAGCCCACUGUCAGCCAUCAAGCUUUGAAUGCGCCUUUCCGGGCUCCCGAUCCGACAUGUACCCACCAAUCCACCAAUCAAGCAACACCCCUACUCUUCAGCCUGGGUGAAUCAACCUCGACAACCGCUCAAGACGGCCAGGGUCCCCUACCGGGCUUCAAUCUGAGCCAGACCAUCGACGACGUCGGUAGCUGGUUGCGAGAGGGCUUCGAUUUCAUGAAAGAUAUUUAG